AUGCCCCCGCCCAGAAAAUUCAGGUACCUCUUCUCGGUGUCGAAGAUACCGUUCGUGGACUACGACAGCCUCGAUUUCGCUCUCAUCGCCGGUCCCUUCUUCACGGCGUUCAACUCCCUCGCCGGUGUGGUGCUCAGCUUGGUUGGCGGCGUCCGCCCUGUCCGGCUCCUAAGCACAGCAUGCCUUGUCUGGAGCGCCUCUACCGGAGCUGUGGCCUUCACGCACAAGUUCUGGCAGGUGGCACUCGCGAGGAUUGGCCAGGGUAUCGGAGACGCUGCCUGCAGCCCGUUCGCCGUGAGCAUCCUCAGAGACAACUUCGGUCCGGAGGUCAUCGGUUCCGCGAUAGGUGUGUACUACGUGGGUCUCUACGCGGGGUUCAGCCUGGCGCUAGGCGCCGGCACUCUCGUGGACGACCUGGUCGGGUGGAAGUGGUCAUAUCUGCUGGCGGCGUUGGCGGGGGCCGUGGUGGCCGCCUUGACCUUCCUCACGGUGCCGGAGCCGCUGCCGCCGCGCGAGGCGGUGUUGAUGCCGCCGCCACAGCAGCAGCAGCAGCGAGGACGGGGCGGCGCGGAAGCGCCUCCGGGUGCAGCCGCGUUGGCGGAGGGUUCGGCGUCGACGAUAACCAGGAGGAGCGGCGGCGGCGGCAGCCGGUCGGCGGUCUCGUCUCCAGUGUAUUCCCUGGUCGGCAGGGAAGGCCGGGGGAGGGACUCUCUCUCUGCUUCCGCGAGAGGAGGAGGGUACGGGUCGGAUCGCCCCGCGGUCGGUAGCGGCGGUAGCAGCAGCAGCCGCGAGAGGGAAGAGAAAGCGGGAACGGAGCCGACGUGGUUGGCGGCGGCGGCGGCGAGCAAGGCGCGCUCUUCACCGUCGUCGUCGCCGCCUCCGCCGCCGGUGGCGACGCCUCCUUCCACCGACCCGCGCUUGUUGUACACCCCCCCCCGGACACUACGCCGCCCCCCGCCGCCGGGGGGCGCGGAGGAAGGGCUUGGGCUUCAGCGCGGCUCCUCGCCGUCGUCGUCGUUGACGGCAUCGCCGCCGCCGCCGCCACCACCGCGGCCGCGCCGGAGCUCGGCGUACUCGAGGCUCCUCCAUCGAUCUCGAGGCAAGCUGUCGGACCUCUCGGCCGCCUGGCUGGACUCCCCGUCGCUCCUGCUCGUCUGCGUGGCCGGUGGAGUGCGCGACGCCGGCGGUUUCGUGUUUGGGUACUACCUGGCGAGCUACUUCAGCCCGCUCCUGGACGGAAACCCGAGCCUGACGCAGCACGGUGACGACCCCUGCUCGUCGUCGUACGAUGUCGGCUACGCCGACGACCAGAUCUGCGACGAGGCUUACCCGUGGUGCGUGGAAGGCUCCUGCUUCAGGCUGACGAGCUCUCCCUGGCACGACGUCGGCAUGCCGGCGCACCAGCUGGAGUGUUUCAUUUCGUGGGUGCCGCUCGUCGGUGGCUCCCUCGGGGCCAUGAUUGGUGGCUUCUUGUCCGACCGGGUCGCGCAGCGGCUAGGAACGGCGGGGCGUCUGUGGGUGGUGAUCGUUUCUAAUGCUCUAGCGUCGCCCUUCGCCGUCGGCGUCCUCCUGGCCCCGUACCCAUGGUGCUUUCUGUGCCUCCUGGGGGUGGAGCUCUUGGGAGAGAUGUGGAUCGGCGUCGUCCUCGCCGUGGUGAUAGCCCUCGUCCCGCGGCACGUCCGCAUCACCAGCGUGGCCUUGUACAACUUCAUCAUCACCAACAUCAGCGGCCUCUCCACGACCCUGGUGCCGCUCAUCCGCGGGCGGUACGACUCCGAGCACACGUUCAGCUUCUUCGUCGAGCCGCUCAGCGCUGGUGGCGAAGGCGAUGCGGGCCGCUUGCUGCUGUCUUCGCCGUCCGGUCUUGCCGAAGCGGGGACGGCGGUGGCGGCGGCGGCGGCUGAAGGGCCGGUUGAGGUCAGCGUGUCGGAGGCGGGGUCGCACGGGCUGCAGGCGGCGCUGCUGUGGAUGUACCCGGGGAUGUACCUGGCGUCGUCGUGUGAGUAG
Molecule: messenger RNA, 2007 nt
Organism: Ectocarpus siliculosus
Lineage: Eukaryota; Phaeophyceae; Ectocarpales; Ectocarpaceae
Source: the annotation of a GenBank genome assembly